Molecule: messenger RNA, 627 nt
Organism: Eimeria mitis
Lineage: Eukaryota; Apicomplexa; Conoidasida; Eucoccidiorida; Eimeriidae
Exons: 2
Coding region: 1-627 (208 amino acids)
Source: RefSeq, a predicted model, not a curated record
AUGCAAAGGGCCCCACGCGCGGCAGUCUCCCCACACUGCAGGGCCGAUUGGAGUGGCCAUGAGACCGCAGUCAUAGAUCUUCCCACCCGUAGAGCUAUGGGGAGAUAUCAAAGACUGCUUGGCAUUGGCCGGGUGGUCCGACAUGCGCUGCUGGCCCUGCUCAUGCUAGAGCUGCUUGUCGUAGCGGAUGCCUCAAGUUCCACCGUUGCAUCCGGAGGGACGAGUCCCCCAGGCGUAGCGACAGUGAGCGAUGCCGGAAGUGCACGUGAUGGUAAGCCUGCAAUGCAGGAUACUAUUGUCCUGAGCGAGGGAGCAGGUGCUAAAUCACAGACCACAACUACUACGGGCGGCCUCGUUUCGGCUGAACAGCGUGACAAGGGGAAUCUGGAAAUGCUCCGCGCCCUCAUGCUUGAAGCAGAUGCAACUGAGUCCGAGAAGCUGACAGACAGCCAGUAUUUUUUGGGAGUUAUGUCCCAGAAAAUCAAGCGACAUUUCCUGGCUGACCUCCUUUCGGUGAUCUUGCUGUUUGCUGGGUACUAUGUCCUGGCUGCUGGACUCGAUCGGAGGCCGACACGAAAGACAUCAAACAGAAGUUCGAAAACGCAGAUGUCAAGUGGGUCUCAAUGA